UGUGCUUGGUGUGUAUCCGUACCCCAUACGGAUACUUCGUACAAAAAAGUAAAUAGUGCCUGACAGGGCACGGGAAACGGCAACUUUUCAGUCUCGAAGAAUGCAAUACACUGCCAGGUUAUACCAAAUUACAGGCACUAGCAAAGUACAUACCUACCACCGUCCCUUUGGAGACUUGCAACAACAAGAUACAUCUUGGUACAGCUCAAAUACGGGAAUCGAGACUUCCGCCUUGCUGGACAUGGCGACUUUGUCUUCUGCCCCCUCAAGGCAUACCAAGCAAUCGCGAGAGCUGAGGCAGGAAAAGACGUUCAAGAAGAUCGCCCUGACCGCUCAAGUCGCUCCCCUCACCGACAACCUCCUCAUCCUGCCACUAGCAAGCGUCGUAACCCGCACCCAGGAUCCCGUCAGCCCGUCUCUCCUCGGUCACCUACCGCCUGGCACCCAUCCCAUCCUGCGCCAUGUGGUAGCAUCGGAGACACGAGGCCCGUCUGGGACUCUGAAUCUUGCCCGGCUGGAAAGGGGCUGGAAGCAGUCGAGAACACCGUCACCACCAUACUUAGUCUGUGUCAUCUCCAGACUCCAGGCACGCUACCCCAUGGCUUGGACGGAUCAACGGCGGUUGAGCUCUCGGAGAAUGCGGGGAAGAAAACCUUCUUCAUCACUUGGCAGCCUGCCUCUAGGAUCAUGGGUGUCGCUCGAGUCGUGUCGUCACAAGCGUGUUCCUCGUCAAAUGCUUGCAUUCAAUGGAAAAAAGAGGCAAAAAGGAGCAGGGUCAUUGGGGACAGAUGCAGGGCUUGGCACCCUCAAAUCGGUCUCCGGCAUUCAGACCAACUGCCAUCGCUGAUUGCCGUCAUGCGCUCGGUAAUACCCCGAUAAAUGACAUUGGGUACUCGACAAUGUCACAGUUCAAGUCCGAGUUGAUACAGGCUGCCAGCCAGUUAGUUCAAGGCCCCCUUGUUGCAAAACAAUUACGGCUCAUGGGAAAUGAAGUGAGCAGUGACCAUCUCGGUUCCGCUGGCAGACUGACGAAGGACACAGCUCGGCUCGAUUGGUG
Molecule: messenger RNA, 1057 nt
Organism: Colletotrichum phormii
Lineage: Eukaryota; Fungi; Ascomycota; Sordariomycetes; Glomerellales; Glomerellaceae
Exons: 2
Coding region: 101-847 (248 amino acids)
Source: RefSeq, a predicted model, not a curated record